This is a messenger RNA of Nematolebias whitei (Rio pearlfish), 2083 nucleotides long. Its product is annotated as dedicator of cytokinesis protein 11. Gene Ontology annotation, molecular function: guanyl-nucleotide exchange factor activity. The transcript has 17 exons. The record is from RefSeq and is a predicted model, not a curated record. NCBI's taxonomy places the organism in Eukaryota, Metazoa, Chordata, Actinopteri, Cyprinodontiformes, Rivulidae. Bases 23 to 2083 code for a protein of 686 amino acids. Gene Ontology annotation, biological process: small GTPase-mediated signal transduction; positive regulation of filopodium assembly; positive regulation of GTPase activity.
GCAGCAGGAAAACCGCAUCAAGAUGCCGCGGCCUCAGCGCUUCCCGGACAGUUUCCACCAGGUGCUGCAGUCCCUGGUGCUGUCCAUCAUGCCCCACAUCACCAUCCGGCACAACGAAAUCACCGAGGAAGCUCGAAGCAUCAACCUGAGCCUGGCCAGUCUCAUCAAGAGGUGCCUGACGUUCAUGAACAGGGGCUUCGCCUUCGGACUCAUCAACCACUACAUGUGCCACUUCGGUCUCAAAGAUCCAAAGGUGUUGACAGAAAUGAAAUUUGAGUUCCUCAUGACCCUGUGUAACCACGAGCACUUCAUCCCACUGAACUUGCCCAUGGCCUUCGGGCGCACCAAGCUGCAGAGAGUACAAGGUGAGCAACACGUCCUAGAUUAUGUUCUAAUGUUCAUCCUCCAUACUGACGAGCAGAGUCUGGAGUUCAGCCUCACCGAGGAGUACUGCCGGAACCACUUCCUGGUGGGUCUGCUGCUCCGAGAGGUGGCUGAGGCCCUGCAGCAGGGGCCCGAGGUUCGACAGCUGGCCGUAGGCGUUCUGAAGAACCUGCUCAUCAAACAUGCCAUGGACGAUCGCUACACCGCGUACAAGAACCAACAGGCCAGAAUCUGCAUGUUGUACCUCCCAAUAUACGAGCUGCUCUACCAGAACUUGAAGCAGCUGUCUGCUCAGCCACAGAACUCCAGUCCCGGGCUUGGUCUAAAUGGCUCCAGAGAUGACCUGAUAUCAAUUGGUUCUACCGACAGCAAGAGAAUCAGCACUGCGAUCGACAAAGACCACGCUCUUCCGAACGGCCAAAUGGUGCGGCGAGAGGACUCCAGAGGCUCUCUGUUUAUGGACUCAGGAACUCCAGACCUCAUUGAGAACAUGAGGCGUCAGACACUAUCUGAGGGCCGUCUGCUCAAACAGAUCCUGGAAAAGCUGUUCCCCAGUGGCCUCGCAGCAUUCAAGAAGAUCAGCUUCAACAUUGACGAAGAAGCAGCCAUGAAAGAAGACACAGGAAUGCAGGAUGUUUAUUAUACUGAGGAGGUCCUGGUGGAGCACCUGGAGGUCUGUGUUGAAGCUCUGUGGAAAGCCGAACGCUACGAGCUCAUCACGCACAUCGCCAAGCUCAUCAUCCCCAUCUACGAGAAGCGGAACGAGUAUGAGAAGCUCAGCCGACUCUACGACACGCUGCACAGAGCCUACAACAAAAUCAUGGAGGUGAUCCAGUCAGGCCGCAGGCUGCUCGGCACGUACUUCAGAGUGGCUUUUUAUGGUCAGGUUUUCUUUGAGGAAGAAGAUGGGAAGGAGUACAUUUACAAAGAGCCCAAACUCACCGGCCUGUCAGAAAUCUCCCAGCGGCUGCUGACGCUCUACGGAGAAAAGUUUGGCCCAGAAAACGUCCGGAUCAUUCAGGACUCAAAUAAGGUGAACCCCAAAGAGCUGGACUCCCGCUUCGCCUACGUUCAGGUGACAUUUGUCAAGCCGUACUUCGAGGAGAAGGAGGCGCCGGAGAAGAAGACGGACUUUGAGAAGUGCCACAACAUCAACCGCUUUGUGUUUGAGACACCGUACACGCUGUCGGGGAAGAAGCACGGUGGCGUGGAGGAGCAGUGCAAAAGGAGGACUGUCCUCAUCACUGCCAACACGUUCCCGUAUGUGAAGAAGCGCAUCGAGGUGGUGGCAGAGAAGCACGUGGAGCUGAAGCCCGUGGAUGUGGCCAUUGACGAGAUGAAGGCUCGGACGGCAGAGCUCACCAAGCUGUGCUCCAGCCAGGAAGUAGACAUGAUCCAGCUGCAGCUCAAACUGCAGGGCUGCGUCUCUGUGCAGGUGAACGCAGGUCCCAUGGCGUACGCCCGAGCAUUCCUGGAUGACAGCAAACCCACCCCGUGGGGCAACAAGAAAACCAAAGAGCUCAAGGAUGUUUUCAGGCGUUUCGUCGAGGUGUGCAGCAUGGCUCUGGACAUCAACGAGCGACUGAUUAAAGAGGAUCAGUUCGAGUACCACGAGGGCCUGAAGUCCAACUUUAAAGACAUGGUGAAGGAGCUUUCAGACAUCAUCCAUGAGCAGGUAACCAGACUGCUCUCCAGCUAG